Cajanus cajan (pigeon pea) is the source of this 555-nucleotide messenger RNA. Its product is annotated as putative mitochondrial protein AtMg00310. The record is from RefSeq and is a predicted model, not a curated record. NCBI's taxonomy places the organism in Eukaryota, Viridiplantae, Streptophyta, Magnoliopsida, Fabales, Fabaceae.
AUGAGUAAAGAACAUGGAGGAAUGGGCUUUCGCAACCUCUAUGGCUUCAACUUAGCCAUGCUAGGGAAGCAUGGUUGGAAAUUCUUAACCAACCAAGAUGCUAUAGUUACUUGUGUAUUUAAAGCUAAAUACUUCCCGCGAGGGGACUUUCUGGGGGCCAAUCUUGGCCACAACCCGAGUUUCACAUGGCGUAGCAUCCACGCUUCACAGGUAGUGGUAAGGGGGGGCAUGCGGUGGUGUAUUGGUAAUGGUCUUUGCAUCAAGCCAUGGGUUGAUCCCUUGCUACGUCAACAAGGUAAGCCCUAUGUGACAUCUUUGCCUCCAGCAGGGAUUUUCAACCAACAUGACAUUGAUGCAAUAAAAGAUAUCCCACUUCUCCAGCUUGACGAAGCAGAUACAUUCAUGUGGAAUCUCAACAGGAAAGGCUCGACUCAUCCUGCUUUGGGUAUAGCAUGUGCAUUUGAAAUGAUCAUGGACAUUUUCUCACAGUCAAAACUGGUUGGGCUCAUGGCCUUCCACCUGUUCAUGAGACUGAAGCUACAGCUCUACUUAUAG